Homarus americanus (American lobster) is the source of this 719-nucleotide messenger RNA. RefSeq lists its product as uncharacterized. The record is from RefSeq and is a predicted model, not a curated record. NCBI's taxonomy places the organism in Eukaryota, Metazoa, Arthropoda, Malacostraca, Decapoda, Nephropidae. The transcript has 2 exons. The coding region runs from base 27 to 455 and encodes 142 amino acids.
AGUCGCACGUGGCAGGGCGUCGCUACAUGGAGCAGAUGAUAGCUCGUUACUACAGCGAACCAAACGGAGGUACCCAGCUGUACGUAGGCCAGGAGAGCAUUAUACCCGGGAUCUCUGCCUGGCCGCUCCCUCACGACGCUCCAUACACUCCCCAGAUUAAUCAUCUCAUGAUGGCUGUUGUUGAGGCUGGAUUAUAUGAGAAGUGGAGCAGAGACAUGUUGGUGGAGGCGCAGCGGCAGAGUCGUGUGAGGCAAAGGGAGUACUUAGAGAAGAAUCAGCAGCUGGAGGCAUUACAGAACGUGCAAGAGGAUUUGCCAAGCACUGACAGUAGACUUAGUGCCCUCAACUUAGUUCACAUGCAAGGACCACUAAUGCUGCUGCUGUUGGGGUUGUCAAUAGGAGGCCUUGUCUUUACAGUAGAAAUAACAGCGAGCUACUUCAACCUGAAUGUGUGACGGUCUGCAGGCAGGAGGGGUCAUUAGUUAGGUCCGUGUGGUUUUGAGUAUUUAUUUUUUUUAAUGUUUGUAAGAUUACUAAAUUAAAAUAAGAACAUCGUGAAAAUUCAUUAACUCAAAACAAAUAAUAAUUGUAUAUGACAUACCAGUACUAAAUACUGUACUUGUUUCUUCUUGUAAGUUAGGCUUCUCUAUAAGAGUAUUACUUGUUCUACCUGCAAGUAAUUACUAAAUUUUCUUUCUGUUAAUAAAUUUAAAUCAAUG